Messenger RNA from Hemibagrus wyckioides, 7964 nucleotides. It is a transcript of the gene brwd3, whose product is annotated as bromodomain and WD repeat domain containing 3. Gene Ontology annotation, molecular function: protein binding. Gene Ontology annotation, cellular component: nucleus. Gene Ontology annotation, biological process: regulation of cell shape; cytoskeleton organization; regulation of transcription by RNA polymerase II. The record is from RefSeq and is a predicted model, not a curated record. Bases 69 to 5396 code for a protein of 1775 amino acids. NCBI's taxonomy places the organism in Eukaryota, Metazoa, Chordata, Actinopteri, Siluriformes, Bagridae. The transcript has 40 exons.
GAAGCCCAGCCGAAAAGAGCCGACUAACCCCGGGCUACCUGAAGGAGCUAAAGCGCCGGAACCGGGCCAUGGACUCGGAACCGUGUUCUCAGAUUGAAGCCGAACUCUAUUUCCUGAUUGUCAGAUUUCUUCAGUCGGGACCGUGCAGAAAGUCGGCACAGACUCUGCGCGAGGAGCUGGAGGAGUUUGAGAUCAUCCCGGAGCGCUGGAGCUGGGACGGAAAACGAUACAAGAGAAACUUCCAGGACUGGGUGGCACUGAAUCAGCACAUCCCAGCGGAUUACUUGUUGCGUGUGUGUGAGCAGUUGUGUCCGUUAGUGGAUGCACACGUCCCCCCGAGUGUCCCUGGGCUCCGCAGUCUGCUGGGGAGCGGCCGACAGUCUCUACUGCGUACUGCCAAGAGUUCUUCCCACACAGUAUGGACGGGUUCUGCCGUAGCUGCUCUGCACAGGGGGCGGCCCCCCGAACCGCCAAUCAACUUCCCCAAACCACCGAAUAUCGUGUCAAUCAUCGGCGGUCGCCAGGCCACCGGGGUGGCUCGCUUGGGUCACGCCCUCCCGUCCUGCACCUACCAGCACAUGAAGAUGCACAGGAGGAUUCUGGGACACCUGUCCUCGGUGUACUGCGUGGCCUUCGACCGGACGGGCCGCCGCAUCUUUACGGGUUCAGACGACUGCCUGGUGAAGAUCUGGGCGACAGACGAUGGGCGUCUCCUGGCGACACUGCGAGGUCACGCAGCCGAGAUCUCCGACAUGGCAGUGAAUUACGAGAACACGCUCAUUGCCUCUGCCAGCUGUGAUAAAGUCAUCCGAGUGUGGUGCCUCCGAACCUGCGCACCCAUCACUGUCCUACAGGCACACACCGCCUCCAUCACCUCCAUACAGUUCUCUCCAUCCUCUGUGGGUUCUACACGCUAUCUGGCCUCGACAGGAGCCGACGGCAUGGUCUGCUUCUGGCAGUGGAACAGCCUCGCCAUGAAGUUCUCAGACAGGCCGGUGAAGUUUGUGGAGCGGUCCCGUCCCGGGGUUCAGAUAUCAUGCUGCUCCUUCAGUACCGGUGGGAUGUUUCUGGCCACCGGAGGGACGGAUCAUGUGAUCAGGGUGUAUUACCUGGGUGCUGAGACCCCGGUGAAGUUGUCAGACCUGGACCUGCACACAGAUAAAGUGGUUGCCGUUCAGUUCUGCAAUAACACGGACAGUCUGCGCUUUGUGAGCGGCAGUCGGGACGGAACGGCGCGGAUCUGGCAGUACCAGCAGCAGGAGUGGAAGAGCAUGGUGCUGGACAUGAGCACCAAACUGCCCGGGAGCUCCGCAGCAUCAGGGGAGGACAAGACCACCAAGCUGGUGGUUACCAUGGUAGCAUGGGACCGCGGUGACCGAACGGUGGUCACCGCCGUCUCCAACUUACUCCUCAAAGUCUGGAGCUCCACAAACGGCCAGCUGCUACAUGUGCUCUCGGGUCAUGACGACGAGGUCUUCGUCCUGGAGCCCCACCCCUUCGACUGGCGCAUCAUGCUGUCCGCUGGCCACGAUGGCAACAUCUACAUCUGGGACCUCAGCAAAGGCAACAAAAUUAGGAACUUCUUCAACAUGAUUGAAGGUCAGGGUCAUGGGGCAGUGUUCGACUGCAAGUUCUCGGCUGAUGGUCAGCACUUUGCCUGCACAGACUCGCACGGGCACCUGCUCAUCUUCGGCUUCGGCUGCAGUCAGCCUUAUGAGAAGAUUCCGGAUCAGAUGUUCUUCCAUACGGAUUUCCGGCCGUUGAUCCGUGACUCCAAUAACUACGUCCUGGACGAGCAGACGCAACAAGCGCCGCACCUCAUGCCGCCACCGUUCCUCGUGGACGUGGACGGGAAUCCGCACCCUCCCAGAUUCCAGCGCCUCGUUCCUGGCCGAGAGAACUGCAAGGAGGAGCAGUUGGUGCCUCAGCUAGGAUACAUGGCUAACGGUGAUGGAGAGGUGGUGGAGCAGGUGAUUGGGCAGCAGACGGCGGAUGACGGUCAGGAAGAAAGCCCACUGGACAGUCUGAUCCGGCAGCUACAGCAUCAGCAAGACGAGAGACUCAACUCAGGAAACCAGGGCGCAGGUGGUGAAGCAGCAGGUGGUCCUCUGUCGCCCCCUAAUGUCGGCCUGCGCAGGAGCGGUCAGGUCGAAGGGGUUCGACAGAUGCACAAUAACGCCCCCCGCAGUCAGAUGGCCACUGAACGGGAUCUGCUGGCGUGGAGCCGCCGCGUGGUCGUCAACGAAAUCUCUUCAGGAGUGUUAAGGGUAAUGGAGGAGACUCGAGGGGCUAAAGGAGAACUGGAGCGAUCUCUCUACAACAUGGAGAGAAAGAAAAAACCUGUGCAUCCUACUCGAACCGAGACGGUCGACGUCUCUGUGCGCUCUUUGCGGAGACCUCAGAGGAAACAGCAACAGAAAAGACAUGCCUAUCACACGCGGUCAGCACGGGAGAGGAGACGCGCACGCACACUGGCCAACACGCGAGAGGACAGCCUCUCGGACAGCGAGGGAGAGCAGGAGGAGGAUCAAAACGAGAACAGUGAUGUGUCCUCUGAAGGUGAUGCUCAGUGGGAAAACGCCAGCAGCUCCAGCGACUCCUCCAGCGAAUAUUCCGAUUGGACGGCAGACGCAGGAAUCAACCUCCAGCCGCCCAAACGACCAAUCAGAAGGCCGGCUCGUAUCGCCGGGAGCAGCAGCUCGGAGGACGAAGGGGAGGGGCGACGAGAGGGGGAGGAGCGUCGCAAGAAGAAGGAGGAGGAUGAGGAGGAGAAGAAAAAGAAAUCCAAACAAACUAAACAGAAGACUGUUCCUGCAGGUGAGCUUGAAGAGUGGCUUCCCCCACCCUGGAUAAUGGAGACGAUGCCCAGACGAUCUCCAUUCCUACCUCAGAUGGGGGAUGAGUUGAUAUAUUUUCGGCAGGGUCACCAGGCGUAUGUGCGGGCAGUGCGACGUGCCAAAGUCUACAGCAUUAAUCCUCAGAAACAACCCUGGAACAGACUGGACCUCAGGGAUCAGGAGUGUGUGAAGGUGGUGGGUAUAAAGUAUGAGGUGGGUCCACCCACACUCUGCUGCCUCAAACUGGCCUUCCUGGACCCGCUCUCAGGGAAGAUGACUGGCGAGUCCUUCAGCUUGAAGUAUCAUGACAUGCCUGAUGUCAUUGAUUUUCUGGUGCUACAACAGUUUUACAACGAGGCCAAAGAACGCAACUGGCAACCGGGUCAGCGAUUCAGAAGUAUCAUAGACGACGCCUGGUGGUUUGGAACAGUGGAGAGUCAGCAGCCGUACCAGCCGGAGUAUCCAGACAGCCUUUUCCAGUGUUAUGCUGUCAGAUGGGAUAACUGUGAGAGAGAGAAAAUGAGCCCGUGGGACAUGGAGCCUAUACCUGAUGAAGCUACGCUUCCGGAUGAGGUCGGUGACAGCGUCCCGGUAACGGAGGAGGAGCUUCAGUCGCUGCUGUACCAACCGCAGGACGGAGAGUGGGGCGCACACACACGCGACGAAGAGUGUGAACGAGUCAUCUGUGCCAUAGACCAGCUUUUUACACUGGACAUAGCAAAGGCGUUCUCCUUUCCAGUGGAUCUGAGGGAUUAUCCUCUCUACUGCACCGUGGUGGCGUAUCCCACUGACCUCAGCACAAUCCGACAGAGACUGGUACACCGCUUCUACAGGAGGAUUUCAGCGCUGAUGUGGGAGGUCCGUUACAUUGAGCACAACGCCAGAACCUUUAACGAGCCGCACAGCCCCAUCGUCACGGCAGCUAAAGCGGUCACUGACGUCCUGCUGCGGUUUAUCGGGGAUCAGAGCUGUACCGAUAUCUUGGAUCUGUACAACAAGGUCAAGACCGAGCUCAGCAGUGGUGCUGAAGAAGAGGAGGAUGUUGACAUCGACUCUGACACUCCAGGCACGUCGACCAGUCAGAAACGGUCAGGUCAGUUGUCUCAUCAGCGGGGCGUGGUGCUGGAUGUGCGAGCGUGGUUCGGUCAGUGUAGAGAGCUGCUCAGGAGGAUGAUCGCCAGCUCCGACUCUGAACCCUUCCGCCAACCCGUUGACCUCUUCACCUACCCGGACUACAGAGACAUCAUAGACACGCCCAUGGACCUGGGCACAGUGAUGGAGACUCUGGUGGGAGGAAAUUACGAGAAUCCCAUAGAGUUCGCCAAAGAUGUCCGGCUCAUCUUCAGCAACUCCAAAGCGUACACGCCUAACAAGAAGUCCCGGAUCUACAGCAUGACUCUGAGCCUGUCAGCAUUCUUCGAGCACCAGAUCAUCUCCAUCAUCUCUGAUUACAAGGUGGCCGUCCAGAACCAGAGACGCUGCCAGCAGAGACUCAGCUACAGCAAAAGACUGCAAAAUUCCUUGCCAGAGAGUCCCAAAGGGAAAACCAAGUCAGUGAAGAAAACUAAAACUCCUCAGCAGCCCAACAGGACCCGCUCACAACAGCCCUCUGAAGACCUGAACCUUGCUCUUGAUGAAGACAGUCAGCCUUCAUCUUCCUCGCGGUCAUCCUCAUCGUCCGGUCAUCCGGCAAGUAACAGAGUCACACGCAGCAGAUCUCUGAGCAAGAGAGCAGACACCCACUGCAACGGACCGCUGACUAAUGGAGGUCGAAGGUCACGCAGACGGCCGGGACAGGGAGACUCCUCGGACUCCGGGAGCUCAGAAUCUUCAUCGUCGUCGUCAUCAUCAUCUUCAUCCUCUUCCUCCUCAUCUUCGUCAUCCUCUUCCUCUGAGAGUGAGGCGAGUGACGCCGACGUGGGCAGCUUCGCCGAUGGUGGAGACCACGACUACAGCAAAGCGUCACGCCUCUCCCAGGCACGCAAAACCAAGAUGGCCGCCUCCAGCUUUACCUUGAACGCCAAACGCAAAAGAACAGGGCAAGAAGAGGAAAUGACCGAGUGCCUCAAACGUGCACGUAGGGAACAGACGCAAGUCCAAGCAGCCCCGAGCGAGGAUGAGGAAGAGGACGAGGAAGAGGAUGAAAAUGAGGAAGAUGAGGGAGAAGAAGAAGAAGAAGAAGGAGAAGUAGUAGAAAGAGGAGGAGGAAGAGGAAGAGAAGAAGAAGAAGAAGAAGAAGAAGGGCAGGUGCUGGAGGAGGACGAGGAGGAGGAAGAAGAAGACGACGAUGAGGAGGAGGAGGAGGAAGGUGAGGAGGAAGAGGAAACGAAUCCACAACCUCAGCUUCCUGCCAGAGGCCAAAGGUCAAAUCAGAGAACAGUGAAAGCAGGGCGUGUAAACACGCGUAACCAAGGGAGACGGACCGUAGUCUAUAACGACGACUCUGAGGACGACGCCCCCGCCGCUGACCCACUCAACCUGGGCACGUCGCGUUCAGGAAGGAUCCGCCGCAUGACCGAGAGAGCAAGGGUCAGCCAUCUGAUGGGCUGGUCGCACUGACCUUUGACCUUUCGGACAUAUUUUUUUAAGCAACCUCAGACAUUCGGACUUCACUACAGCAAUACUGCAGGGAUAUUUUUUUUUUGUAGCUGUUAUUGUACAGAUGUUUUUUUUCUUCUCUUUUGUUUAUUUUAUUUUGUUUUUGUUAACGAGACUUUUGUUUACGACUCUGGAGCUUGUGGUGCUGACCCCGUCUCACUCUGGUGUCCAGCGAACCAAACCAGCCUUACUGUGGGCCAGAGCAUCGAGGAGUCUCCCUCACUCUCCCUGUCUCCCUGUCUGUCUCUCUCCCUGUCUCCCUGUCUGUCUCUCUCAUGUCUUCUCUUCUGGCUUCAUUUGCCAGCGUGGUGCUUUUUAAAUCAAGUCACUGUACUUCACAUGCAGGAUGAUGGUGCUGCUCUCUCUCUCUGUCUCUCUCUCUCUCUCCCCCUCUCUCUCACCCCCUGUGUAAUAAAUGGUACAUUCGCCAGCUAGCCAAAGGUUUCCAUCCCAAACCACAUCUUUCUGUACUGAACAGUAAAAAACAAUGGCUUUAAACUUCACUAUAGAGUUCAGUACAGUUCUAUCUGCUUUGGGACGCGACCCGAGACUUUCAUUCCCUCAAGCUAGCUGUAGCUUUCUAUUAUUAUUAUUUUUUCUUACAAAACUAUUCCUCAACUCCUCUACAGACUGUUCUCUUGCACUCGUUCUUUAUUUUUAUUUAAACACUUUAACAGGAUUCAACCGCUGUGAGAGAACGUCCAAUCAGCUCCUUGUCGCCAGGCAGAUUUAAUCCGACAGCGUGAAAUCAUUGGUUGUCAACAGGCUCGUCGUCUGAUUGGUUGAAAUGAAUUCCCACUUUCAUUAAUAUGAAGCUGUAUGGAUCUAGUCCACCUUUCUAAAUCAGACUUUGGUAUUAAACAUGUUUAAAAAAGAAACGUAAUAUUUUCCCAUCACAUGUGGGGGAGCUUUUUCAGAUCCAGCCAAUCAGAUCCAUGCCGCUAAGCCGAAUUUAUCCAAGCCUGCGACGCCAUUGGCUGUUCUCCUGAGCGUUCUCUUUCCUCAGUUCAUCCUUUAAUGAAGCAGUCUUUUUAAAUUAUGUUAAGUUUUAUAAGUUCACUGGAUUAAUAUCAUCCCAUGAUUUGGGACAUUAAGAUUCAGUCAGGCCGUGUGGGGAAAUCAUGAAGAUAUCAGCCGGGUGAGGUAACAUCCAAUCAGCUUCUUGUUGCUAUGCAGAAAACGAAGCGGUGCUCUCUGAUUGGUCCGAACCUCUGAGAGGAAUUUUGCUGGUAAUGUAAAACGCAUAGUUCUCAGCUAAAUAGUGCACUUGCCUUUUACUAAAUCUAAUCUUUUCUGUCUCGAAACAGCCUGCUAGCAAAAGUUUUUUGCCCCCCUCCUCCACCACACUGACUAGUUUUCUCCUUUAUUUAUCUCUUUGUUCUCUCCCUCUCUUUUUUUUUUCUUCUCUCUGUCUCUCACCAUCACAUACCUGGGAUUUGUCCCAAACGCCAGUCUCGCUAGUGUUCUCACUAGAAUGUUGACCAUUUCGCGACACAUCCCAAAUGUCUUCUGACGAGAUCGUCUCCAUGCUUUUUUUUUGUUUGUUUGUUUGUUUUGUUUUGGGGUUUUUUCUGAGUGGUCCCUCGGUGGCGUCCCAUGAUGCACUGCAGGCAUGUGUUCAGUACGUUAAUGCUUACGUAAUCCAAUAAAGUUAGGGAUAGUCAUUUGUUUUCAGUGUUCUGAUUUGUGUUUAGAGUGCUGUUGUGCUAGCCGGUGAUUACUAGCGAUGUUAGCUUAGCGAGUCACUCAACACAACAGUGCGGCAACGUUGCUAACUGAUUAAUUUGUUAACAUUUUAUCGUUAGCUUAUAUUUAUAAUUCUGGUGAGAAUGCUACUGUUUAAAUGCUAGCAUUUGGGACACAUCCUGGAUUUUUGUUUUUUUUUAUUAUUAUUAUUAUUUAUUUUUUCAAAUCUUCCAAGAUGAAUGAACUACUUCCUGGUCAUGACCUUGACUUCCUGCCCACGCGAGCAUCGAGAGCAUCGAUAGACCGAGUGUCUGCGCACACACACACACACACUGUUUUUAUUAUGGAGUAUAUUUAUAUUUGUACUAUACACUUUACACACUUUAAUUCAUGAUUAUUAACUCAAACCGAUCCAGUGAUGUUUGCACAUGUUACGGCAGCUGAUUGGUCAAAAAAGAAAGAAAAAAGGAGUUUGGGCGGGCUCUAAAUCCUGGCUUCUCAUUGGUCGAGAGUCUACACAGACUAGAGCCGAGGGAAAAUCGGAGCAGCAGAAGGAUUGACUGAUUUUGAUGGUAGACGUUUUGUUUGUUUUUUUGUUUGUUUGUUUUUUGUAUAGAAUGACUCAUUUUCCUUUCUUAUUUCUCAUAAAUAUAUUUUUUUUGGAAUUUGACCUCUGAAAACAGGAAGUGGUGCCAAUCUAAGGACUCAUGAGAUCUUCCGGAUCUUGCGGAUCUCCACUCUCUUGAUUCAGCAGGGAGUGUUUUUGUUUGUUCCGUUUGUUGUUUUGUUUUUGUUUGUUUUUUUGUUUUGUUUUUUAAAUAAAUGGUGAUUCCUAUUGGUCAA